CCCACGCGACAAACGCAACGCCCCAUUCCCCACGCAAGCCGCGGAAGGCCUAAACCAAGUUCGGGGCAAUCGGUGCGCCCGUUUACGGAAGCAGAGCCCAGACGCACAUCGGACUGCGCCUGCGCACUGACGUAUUCCCAAAAGACCAGUGACCGGAGGGGUGGGUCGCUGGUAGUUGGGCCUGGUUUCCGGUUCCUGUGGGCGUCUGCCUGUCGGCUCUUGUGCUACGUGUCUCUGGCUGGUGAGCAGACGCGGAGCAGAUAUCAUGGAUCAGGUAAUGCAGUUCGUUGAGCCAAGUCGGCAGUUUGUGAAAGACUCAAUUCGCCUGGUUAAAAGAUGCACCAAACCUGAUAGAAAAGAAUUCCAGAAGAUUGCCAUGGCAACAGCAAUAGGAUUCGCUAUAAUGGGAUUCAUUGGCUUUUUUGUGAAAUUGAUCCAUAUUCCUAUUAAUAACAUCAUUGUUGGUGGCUGAAUAGCUUUUUAGAAAAGUAGUUUUCAUCUUGGGGAUUGGUGAACAAGUGAGGAUUUGAGAAGCUGAUGGAGCAGAAAUUUGUCUGUGUGUUUUAUCUUUUUCUUUCAUUUUUUUCUUCCAAGAUGUUUUCUAUUUGUAAAUUAAAAUAAUUUUAAAAUA
Messenger RNA from Dama dama (fallow deer), 631 nucleotides. It is a transcript of the gene SEC61G, whose product is annotated as SEC61 translocon subunit gamma. Gene Ontology annotation, cellular component: Ssh1 translocon complex; membrane. NCBI's taxonomy places the organism in Eukaryota, Metazoa, Chordata, Mammalia, Artiodactyla, Cervidae. Gene Ontology annotation, biological process: protein targeting; post-translational protein targeting to membrane, translocation. The record is from RefSeq and is a predicted model, not a curated record. The transcript has 4 exons. Gene Ontology annotation, molecular function: transmembrane protein transporter activity. The coding region runs from base 266 to 472 and encodes 68 amino acids.